Messenger RNA from Paramuricea clavata, 2559 nucleotides. The record is from the annotation of a GenBank genome assembly. Lineage: Eukaryota; Metazoa; Cnidaria; Anthozoa; Malacalcyonacea; Plexauridae.
CGCUUCCAACUUUUCAAAUUGCUGGCAACUUUGGCAAGAUUUGUACUACAUUUUCAAAUUAUAUUUAUGCGCUGAAUACAGUGUUUCUGUUGUUUUAAAAAUGGAGAACAAAUGGGAAUGCAACGACUGCGAGAAAUCGUUCGACCGUUUGGCUGCUUUGAAGCAACAUGUCCGAGUUCAUAGCGGUGAAAAAUCACAUGUUUGCGAUAUUUGUAGCAAGAGUUUUUCUCUGGCUACGAACUUGACCAUUCACAAAAGAAUUCACUCGGGUUCCAAGCCGUACGCCUGUGACGUCUGUGGUAAGAAGUUCACUCAGCUGGGCAAUAUGAAAAGCCACAAGAUUCGACAUACGGGGCUUAAACCGUUCGCUUGUGAUUCCUGCGAGAAAUGCUUCGUUGAUCAAAAGGGCUUGAGCAGACAUCAAGUACGCCACACAGGUGAGAAGUCGCAUGAAUGUGAUGUUUGUCAUAAGAAAUUUUCACAAGAAACGUCAUUAAAAGUUCACAAAAGAACACAUAGUGGGGAAAGGCCUUAUCAGUGUGAUCAGUGUGACAAGAAGUUUACUCAGAUUGGCAACUUGAAUGCUCAUAAAACAGUGCACACCCAGGCCAAACCGUACCAAUGCCAGGUUUGCCACAAAGAAUUUGGUCACAUAAGUACUUUAAGCAAGCAUAAGUUAACACAUGAAAAGACUGACACCUAUGAAUGUGGUGUCUGCAUGAAGGUGUUCAAACACAUUGGACACUGGACGAGACACAAAAAUGCCCAUGUGGAAUCUCAAGACAAGAAAUGUGUGUGUACGAUAUGUGAAAAGAGCUUUAGUAAACCUGAAUUUCUUGAAAUCCACGAACAAACUCACAACAAAAAGUAUGAUUGCAAUCAGUGUAGCAAGACGUUUGCAAGUAGUACCUCAUUAAAACUACACGCUAGGACGCACAGUGGUGAAAAACCAUAUCAUUGUCAGCUUUGUGAUAAAACGUUUAGCCAGUCGAGUAACCUUGUUGCUCAUCAAAAUGUACACACUCAGAAACGGCCAUACAAAUGUCAACUUUGUGACAAGGCAUUUGGUCAUGUGAGUACAAGAAACAAACAUCAAAGAACCCAUGCGAAACAUGGAACAGCUGUUGAAAAAACUAUUAUUGAGGAGGUAGCUAUUCUAGAAACUGAUAUUCAAGAGAUCGCUAUUCAAGAAACAGCUAUUCAAGAAACAGCUAUUCAAGAAACAGCUAUUCGAGAAACAGAUAUAGAAUCUCAAGACAAGAAAUGUGUGUGUACGAUAUGUGAAAAGAGCUUUAGUAAACCUGAAUUUCUUGAAAUCCAUGAACAAACUCACAACAAGAAGUACGCUUGUGAUCAGUGUAACAAGACGUUUGCAAGUAGUACUGCAUUAAAAGUACAUGGUAGGACGCACAGUGGUGAAAAACCAUAUCAUUGUCAGCUUUGUGAUAAAACGUUUAGCCAAUCGAGUAACCUUGUUGCUCAUCAAAAUGUACACACUCAGGAACGACCAUACAAAUGUCAACUUUGUGAUAAGGCAUUUGGUCAUGUGGGUACAAGAAACAAACAUCAAAGAACCCAUAAGAAACGUGGAACAGCUGUUGAAAAAACGGUUAUUGAGGCGGCAGCUAUUCUAGAAACUGAUAUUCAAGAGAUCGCUAUUCAAGAAACAGCUAUUCAACUGACAGGGAUUCAACAAAUAACAAUUCAAGAAACAGCUAUUCAAGAAAUGGAUGUUCAAGAAAUAGCAAUUCAAGAAACAGCUGUUCAAGAAACAGAUAUUCAACAAUUAGCUAUUGAAGUAACAGCUAUUCAUGAAACAGAUAUUAAAGCAGAAAUUCAAGAAACAGUCAAAACAGCUAUUGAAGAAGCAGGUACCGGUAAUCAAGAAUCAGUUAUUCAAGAAGAAACUUCAACAACUUGUGUGAUUAUACCAAAUGAUGUUGACUUAUCCUCCAUCGCCUCCCAUUUAGUUGAAAUGCUGGAUGUCAGGAACAGCAAAACAGAUUCUUAAAUGAGUUGGGUAUGAUUCUGUUUGUGUCAUUUACACUUUAAUUGGUGUUCAUUUCAAAUGAAGUAACAGACUUUGCCUUUUAGGACUUUUAGGUUAAGAGUUGCCCUCUGCCCUACAGACCUGUAUGUACCACAGAAUACCACACAAAUUUACAUGUUCCAUAUCUUUUGUCAAAUGCAUAUAACAUAUAGCCUGUUAAAUAUCUUUUAGUAUAGUUUUUCAUUAUUUUUUUCUUCCUGUGCGGUCUUUUGGGGUUAGAUUUGGCAGAUUCUAUUAUUUUUUAAAUCGAACAUUCUGUGGAUAAAAUCCUAAUUAAUGUACCACAGAAUACCAGUGCGGCAAUAAGUAAGGAAUAUGGUUUAUCAAAUUGUACAAGGAUUUGGUGUGUCAUGUUGUGUGAUAACACUGAGUGUACAGAUAUUGCUAACUUAAUUUAGUUGAAGGUUAAUACAGUAUGUUAGGUUUACCAAUAAUUUUGAAAAAUUGAGUUUUUUAUAGUAAAUUUGAUUACUUAGUGAUAUUCCUGAACUGUAAAAAUUUGAUUACGU